CAACAACCGCUCCUUCUCUCGUUCUGAGCUCCGAACCCGGACCGGUGGGCAGUGUAGGCCUUUGGGAAGGGAGAGCGCCGGCUCUGUUUUAUUCAGCCCAGCUGCUCUGGUCUACGUUAUGGAGACUGGCGGGUAGAUUGCGGUCUCCGAAUCGCGGAAUCCUCUUUACGCUGGGAGUGGACGGGCGAGAGUGGGUUGGAGACUUCCUGCUGUCUCAGUCAGCUUUGGGCGGGUGCUGCAGUGGUCACCUCCUGUCGUCUGUCCGAUCCUUUAUGGACUAGAGAGGUGGAAGAAGGGCGUCUGAUAGAGUUUUUGGAAUCCAACUCGGAGUAGCUUUUCUACCUAAACCAAAAGCAUGCCCCCACGCUUCGGCUGAGGUCCGUACUCAUCAUUUGAGGGUAUUUACAAAGAGGAGCUUAAAAUCAAGGCAUUCUCAUACUUUUCUCCAAACAAUGAGUUACAAGGCACUAAUAGUUCUGGAUCCUUGGGUGGUCUUGAUGUUCGCAGACGAAUUCCUAUAAAGCUGAUCUCCAAACAAGCAAACAAAGCAAAACCUGCACCGCGAACUCAAAGGACUAUAAACAGGAUGCCUGCAAAGGCUCCACCUGGUGAUGAAGAAGGAUUUGAUUAUAAUGAAGAAGAACGGUAUGACUGUAAAGGUGGUGAGCUGUUUGGAAAUCAGCGAAGGUUUCCUGGACACCUUUUUUGGGACUUUCAGAUAAACAUCUUAGGUGAAAAGGAUGAUACACCAGUUCAUUUCUGUGACAAGUGUGGAUUGCCUAUUAAAAUCUAUGGGCGAAUGAUUCCAUGCAAGCAUGUUUUUUGCUAUGACUGUGCUAUUUUACAUGAAAAAAAGGGAGAUAAGAUGUGUCCAGGCUGUAGUGAUCCUGUGCAGCGAAUUGAGCAGUGUACACGAGGUUCUCUCUUCAUGUGUAGCAUUGUUCAAGGGUGCAAGAGAACGUAUUUGUCUCAGAGAGACUUACAGGCUCAUAUCAACCAUCGCCAUAUGAGAGCUGGAAAACCCGUUACCCGUGCUUCACUUGAAAAUGUUCAUCCUCCUAUUGCCCCACCACCAACUGAAAUCCCUGAGCGUUUUAUAAUGCCACCAGACAAGCACCAUAUGAGCCAUAUUCCGCCAAAGCAGCACAUCAUGAUGCCACCACCUCCUUUGCAACAUGUGCCGCAUGAGCACUAUAAUCAGCCACAUGAAGAUAUUCGUGCUCCUCCGGCAGAAUUGUCCAUGGCUCCACCUCCACCUCGAUCGGUCAGUCAGGAAACCUUUCGUAUUUCAACAAGAAAACACAGCAAUUUAAUAACCGUCCCUAUUCAGGAUGACUCAAAUUCAGGUGCUAGAGAACCACCACCUCCUGCCCCAGCACCUGCUCACCAUCAUCCUGAAUAUCAGGGUCAACCAGUGGUAUCGCACCCUCAUCAUAUUAUGCCUCCACAGCAACAUUAUGCACCACCCCCACCUCCUCCACCACCAAUAAGCCAUCCAAUGCCACAUCCUCCCCAGGCUGCAGGUACUCCUCAUUUGGUAUAUAGCCAAGCUCCACCUCCACCAAUGACCUCUGCUCCACCACCAAUAACCCCUCCCCCUGGACAUAUUAUUGCCCAGAUGCCACCUUAUAUGAAUCAUCCUCCUCCAGGACCUCCCCCACCUCAACAUGGUGGUCCACCUGUAACUGCACCCCCUCCUCACCAUUAUAAUCCUAACUCAUUACCCCAGUUCACUGAAGAUCAAGGAACUCUGAGCCCUCCAUUUACACAACCAGGGGGAAUGAGUCCUGGUAUAUGGCCUGCACCAAGAGGGCCACCACCUCCUCCACGAUUGCAGGGUCCGCCUUCUCAAACCCCACUUCCUGGACCACAUCAUCCAGAUCAGACGAGAUAUAGACCGUAUUACCAAUGAUAAUAGUAUUUUGAACUGAAGAUAUGAGGAGGAAAAAAACUAUGUAUAGUCAAUCUUUUAAUUAAGCUUUGACUGUUUUGGGAAGGAAGAGUACCUCUUACCGAGGUAGUAUAAAACACAUAGGGUCUUGUUUCUUAAAAUGGUUUUAAAUCUUGACCUUAAGAUUGAUUUCAAGUACCAUACUGUAGUACAGAUAAGUGGCUCAGUUGAGCACAGCUAUAUUUUAACAUCUUUAUUCCCCUAGUUUAGUAAAUUGACCCAGAGGUGACCAUUUGUAAAAAAUUUGAAAAAAUUUUUCAUUGUUUUACUUCAAAAGUAUUGUUUUGUUAAACCCAACGUUUAGUUUUUCUUGUGAUACAUUUUGUUAACCUGUGUAAAAGGAUUAAAUUUCAAUAAGGAUGUAAAAAUGCUAUUUUUAUGUGAAUUUAAGUGCAGCCACAUACUGUUUUUUAAACCAUAUGUUUUACCACUGAUUUCCCAAGGUUAUAAUAAAAUCCUAAAAGCAAAAAUCUAGAAUUUGCUGUAAGGCAGACUGUUAAAUGAUAGAGAGUUAUUUCACAUUUUAGGCACUGAAAUGUUGAGGUUUCGAGGUAUAGUAAGUAUACAAUGCACUUCACUUGGAUGCCUUUUCAUUUUUAGGCAGCCUCAGGAGAACCAAAAUACAUUGGAAUUCUAGUACUAAGAUAUAUUUGUUUGUAAUGUUAAAAGGCAUUACUAAUUAUUUGGAAAGAGAUGGCCAAAGUAAUCAACUCUACAGGCUUCAAGCUGGUGGGGGGAUGCUGUUACUCAUUAAUGCUUUUUUACUGAAUGGUCGGAAUCACAUAUGCACCACACAUACUGACCUUAAGUAACAUUAUUUUAUAGAACUGUUUAAAUGGUGUUAUUUAGAUGAAAUGCGUUCUGUUUUGUUCAUUGUCUUAAACUGAAUAGGGCUGAAUAGGCUUUACGUAAUUCUUCAUUUCAUGGUAGAGUUUGAUGCUGUGUUUAAGUGGGUUCUUGUUUAUGGGAUUUUCAACUGCAGUUUGAAUGCCAUGGAGGAAUUUGAAUAAUGUAUUAAUGAAGGACAUAUUCUUGUAAUCACAAAUUUUGCAUUUGCUCAGGUUUCAUUGCUGUGUGAUAGAAUUUUUCCUCUAACUUGAAAUUUAAAAAGUUUUAUUUCCUAUUCCUUUUGUCGGUAAAGCAGUCUGAAUUUGGAACAUUUUAGCUUGGAGUCAACAGUGAAGACUACCAGAUAAUUUUGUAUUGGAGAAGAGGAAAGUAACAGCUAAAUUGUGGAUUUCAGUGCUUUACAUGGUGCCUUUAGAGUCAGCUUUUACAUUAUAGGGGCUUGUUAUAGUUCAGCUAAGAUGACCACUUAAUAGUUUAUACAGAACUCAUGUGUAUAAAUCAACGUUCUUAGGAUAUUAUUUAUAUCCUUUGAAUAAAUCCCUGUGAAGUUUUCCUCCCCGCUAAAAUGGUGCAUAAUAAAACAUGAAAUGUGUAGUAUGCAGAUAUCAUUUAUUAGAUAGUUUGUAGUAUAUACAUUUAGAACAUACUUCUUUUGACAAAGCGUGAACUGAUUGCUAAUUUACCAUUUUAUUCUGUCAGGUACAGGUGAAACAAAUUCUCAUCUUGAAUGAUCAGAUGCAAAAUCAUUUCUGAACCCUAGGAGCAGAAGUUAGAAAUAACAAAAUGGCCAUUUCAACCUUGACUGGCCAAAAAUAACUAAUAAACUUUUUUGUUUUAAGUCAGGCAAAUGAUUUUCUACACUUCACAGUUUGAAAGUCCAGUGUUAAUGCAAUAUUUCUAGUGAGAAAUGCUUGUUAUUAAAAGCAUGGGAGUGAAAUGGUGUGAAAUGUUGGUGGUGAGUGCUUCUAUCAUAUUACUGUAGGUACUUGGACUGGUGCAAACUUGAUUCCUUUUCAUGCCCCUGUUUAGGAGCUAUUAAAAUGUUACUGUUAAAAAUCCAAACGAUUUCUUUGUUCCAUGUAAUAAGAAAAUAGCCAAAAUCAUGUUAGAGCUUCUCAACUAUUUAUGAAGAGCUGUCCUGCUUUUAUUGAAAGUCACUAGAGUUGAAUGUGGUAAGCAACCACUUAGCCUAUGUAUUGGAUGAGAAAAUCAGUAUCAUGAUAAAAUUUUGAAUUAAGAGAACUCUUGUAGAGUUUUAAAAAAAUGAUUUAUUUUCAAUUAGGUUUAAGAAAUCUAUGUUAUGCAGGGAGGCAUACCAGAUGAAUGUUGUAGUAGACAAAAGUUUUAAAUCGUGUUAGACUUGAAUUCAUCAAUUGUUUGAAUGAGGGUGGGUGGGUAGAAGGAUAACAAAAUUACUGUUAGUGCUUCUUUCCUUACGGAAAAAGAUGUGAAUGCCAGCCUUAUUUCAGGGAAGCCUUUGAAGCUAUGAUGGACAUAAAUCUAAAGUAAAUGUAUGUAUGUUUCAUUAUAUUGCUCUUAAGACUACUGAGGUGGCAGUUUAAUUCUUAAAAACAAUAAAAUGGAAGCAUAAAUACUAUUUUGCCUAGAUGAAUUUUUAUGUAUUGGCACAUUUGGAAGAAUGCAGAAUUUUCCAUGUUUAUGUUGAUAACGUUCUACAGUAUAAUUAAGUUCACUUCUAAAAGAUUAAAACCAUCAAGUUGAAUGUUACAUUUCUUCAGUGGCAUGUUUAUUCAGCAUAUACAGUAUUUGGGGAAAUAUCUGUUGCAAAGACUAUAAGAAACUAUAUUCAUUUUGCCCUGUAAAAACUACUUGCUCAAAAUUAUCGUGUAAAUAUUAGAUACCACUGAAAUGUAAAUGGAAGAGAUAUUUGAACAUAUCUUUUAAACUCAAUAAGAGGCUGUAUGAAGUGUACAGAACUGCCGAAGGCUUUGUUCUGACUAAUAUAUUGGAAGAGUAUCUUCUGUAAUCUUUUUUGGAAAACCCUACAGUUCCAUCUUCCAUAAAGUUUUUGAAAAUGAGUACAUUAUGAGUACAUGAAAAAAGUGCAUGAGUACUCAGAUAUUUCUUCAUUAGAUUACCCGUCAAAUUAGUAUGUUGAUGUUAAACGUGUAAACACACUAUAUUCCGAUUGAAGUGGACUUACUCUUCAUACUAAUAUAAACAUACUAUAUUCUGAUUGAAGUGGACUUUUCUUCACUGGUUUGUAAUUUGCUAAAUUAUGGCCUAGAAACCAGUCAGUUUACUUAAUACGGUAUAUGUGCAAUCAAAGCAAUAUCAGAUAUACUAGGCUUAACGAGAAGUGGAGAUAAACCAGGGAAAAUACUUGGCAGUGAUGCUAAUAAAACCUAAUUUGGAUUUUUAAA
Messenger RNA from Piliocolobus tephrosceles (Ugandan red Colobus), 5184 nucleotides. It is a transcript of the gene CBLL1, whose product is annotated as Cbl proto-oncogene like 1. The record is from RefSeq and is a predicted model, not a curated record. The transcript has 6 exons. Gene Ontology annotation, molecular function: ubiquitin protein ligase activity. Gene Ontology annotation, biological process: regulation of cell adhesion; protein ubiquitination. Lineage: Eukaryota; Metazoa; Chordata; Mammalia; Primates; Cercopithecidae. The coding region runs from base 587 to 1912 and encodes 441 amino acids.